Messenger RNA from Lathyrus oleraceus (garden pea), 1262 nucleotides. Its product is annotated as vesicle-associated membrane protein 711. Gene Ontology annotation, cellular component: membrane. The transcript has 3 exons. The record is from RefSeq and is a predicted model, not a curated record. Bases 212 to 871 code for a protein of 219 amino acids. Lineage: Eukaryota; Viridiplantae; Streptophyta; Magnoliopsida; Fabales; Fabaceae. Gene Ontology annotation, biological process: vesicle-mediated transport.
AAAAGAUAGAGAUAACACAAUAAUGAAGCAAAAAAUCUCGAAAAGAAAAAGGCAAAUAGAAAACGACAUGCGUUGAAUCAUAACGAUUCAUAAAUGAACGACAAGAGGAAAAACAAUAGAGUGGUUAAUUUGAAUUGAAUUGAAUAGAUCCACCGUUAAUUCAUCUCUCUCUUCGUAACCUGAGUCGAAAAUCAACGGAUCAAAAUUCAGAAUGGGAAUUCUCUACGCACUGGUGGCGCGUGGAACGGUGGUUCUGGCAGAGUUCACCGGAACCACCACAAACGCAAGCGCAAUCGCGAGACAGAUUCUCGAGAAGAUUCCCGGAGACAACGAUACUCAUAUAUCGUAUUCUCAAGAUCGUUACAUCUUUCACGUUAAACGGACCGACGGACUUACCGUUCUUUGUAUGGCGGAUGAGAACGCCGGAAGGAGAAUUCCGUUUGCGUUUCUUGAGGAGAUUCAUCAGAAGUUUGUUAGGACUUAUGGACGCGCGGUUCUUAGUGCGCAAGCUUAUGGAAUGAAUGAUGAGUUUUCUAGGGUUUUGAGUCAGCAAAUGGAGUAUUUCUCUAGUGAUCCUAAUGCGGAUAGGAUUAAUCGGCUCAAAGGUGAAAUGUCUCAGGUACGAAAUGUCAUGAUAGAAAAUAUUGACAAGGUUUUGGAUAGAGGUGAUAGAUUGGAAUUGCUGGUGGAUAAAGCAGCUAAUAUGCAAGGAAACACAUUUCGCUUCAGGAAGCAAGCUCGCCGUUUUAGAAGCAAUGUGUGGUGGAGGAAUGUCAAACUCACGAUUGCUCUUAUACUCGUCCUACUUUUGAUAGCCUAUGGUGUGUUGGCUUUUGUUUGCCAUGGGCCUGCGCUACCGUCUUGCUUCUAGGGCUGGAAUGCGAGUGCUAUGUGUGCUUUGACGUCGUCUUUGGGUUGCAGAUGUCACUUCUAUUAAUUUUUAGUUGCUGGGCUGUCAACAUGUGUGCUAGCAAAAGCCUUGCUGCAUAUUCCCUGGUGUUUUGGGUUGUAUUUUUCAUUAAAGAGGUUUGAGGAAAAAAUAUUGUAAAUCAUGUCUUUUAUGUAUUUUCAUAUCACCCAAAAAAUUGGAGUGAACUGGAACAUGAUUGGGUUAUUAUAAAGUGGUGUUCCCUUCUCUUUUUGUUCAAGAGACUAAAGGGUAAACUUUUGAAUUCGUGUAUCCCUUUAUUGCUCAAUGAAGGGCAUUUUUAAAAUUUUCAUUGCCCCAUUGCUAUAUAUAUAUAAUUACUAUUAUGUGCGAA